Akanthomyces muscarius is the source of this 1473-nucleotide messenger RNA. RefSeq lists its product as uncharacterized. The coding region runs from base 1 to 1473 and encodes 490 amino acids. The transcript has 5 exons. Gene Ontology annotation, molecular function: monooxygenase activity; oxidoreductase activity, acting on paired donors, with incorporation or reduction of molecular oxygen; iron ion binding. Lineage: Eukaryota; Fungi; Ascomycota; Sordariomycetes; Hypocreales; Cordycipitaceae. The record is from RefSeq and is a predicted model, not a curated record.
AUGGAGUUACAAGUAUUGAAAGGUGUAAACCUCUACAUUGCCCUCGGGGCUGUAGCCACCCUUUGGGUGCUCACCAAACUCAUCACAGUCUUCCGCAACCCCAUCUCAAAAGUACCUGGUCCCUGGUACACGCAUUUCACAGCCCUGCCGAACCAAAUGUCCAUGUUCAAGGGUUUCACGCCCGGGCAUGCCCACAAGCUGCACCAAAAAUAUGGCCGCAUCGUCCGCACUGCGCCCAACGAGAUUAGCAUCGCCGAGAUCGACGACAUCAAGAAGGUUUACGGCCACAAGGAGACCUUCCUCAAGCACCCCGCCUACCGCGCUCUCGCGCCCAGCAGGGUCGACUCCAUGUUCAACACUAGCGACGUUGAUCUGCACCGCCGCUACCGCCGCCUCUUAGCCUCGCCCAUGUCCGAGUCCUCCCUCAAGACCGCCAUCCCCGACGUCUACUCCCGCGCCACCGCCGCCGUCUACCGUAUGGGUGAGGAGCUCCAGGCCCGCGGCUCCAUUGACGUCUACAAGUGGUGGUUUUUCUUCACCACCGACACCCUCGGCGAGCUGACGUUUGGUUCUUCGUUCAACAUGAUUGAGAGCGGCAAGAAGAACCAAUACUUUGAGGAUAUCCUAGCUGUCAACAAAUUUGGCGGUAUCCGUCUGCUUGUUCCCGGUCUUACCAAGCUCGCCCAGUACAUCACCAUCCCCAUUGUCGACAAUGCCGUCGAGGGCGGCAAGCGCAUGCGCAACUACGCCCAGCAGUCGAUUGCCCGCCAGAAGGAGGCCGUGCUCUCGGGCGACGAAAAGGCCAAGGACACGCUCUUCUCCAAGGUCUUCAAGGCCAAGGACGACGACACGCUGACCGAGGAGGAGGUCACUGUCAACGCGCAGACCUACAUUGUCGCCGGCUCCGACACGACCAGCAACACCCUGACUUACCUGACCUGGGCCGUCUCCCGCCGGCCCGAGAUCCGCGACCGCCUCGCCGCCGAGGUGGCCACGCUGCCCGACGACUUCACCGAGGCCGACACGCGCGAGCUGCGCUACCUCGAGCAGGUCAUCACCGAGACGAUGCGACUGCACGCCGCCGCCCCCUGCUCGCUCGCCCGGGUCGUGCCCCCCGAGGGCGUCAGCCUCUCCGGCUACUACAUCGAGGGCGGCACCACCGUCGGCUGCCAGGGCUACACCAUGCACCGCGAUCAGGAUAUCUUCCCCCAGCCCGACGAGUUUAACCCCGACCGCUGGGAGAACCCCACAAAGGCCAUGAAGGAGGCCUACAUGCCCUUUGGCCGUGGCGCCAGAACUUGUGUCGGCUCUCACCUCGCCAUGAUCGAGAUUCGUCUUGGAGUUUGCCUGUUUUUCCGCAAAUUCCCCAAGUCUACGGUUUCCGUGAAGGAGGGCAUGUCAGACGCUGACAUGGAGUCCAAGAUCUACUUCCUCAAUAGCCCUGCUGGCAAGCGCUGCCUCAUCGAGGGUUGA